UUUGGUCUUCAAAGUCAAAUCUGAGCACUCCCCAUUCACGUCCAUUGGUGGCAGCUCUGCGGUGCACAGAUUUGCUCAGAUUAACUGAAUCUGGCCUCACAAUGCAGCUUUGUUGCUGAGACAGAUUAACACGUCAAGUGACCGGAGGUGUGGGAGAGCCUUGCAUACUUUUUCCUUUCCUUCUUUCCCAUUUCCAGCAUUGGCCCUGGGCUCCGCCGUCCCACAUCUCACAGCAACAGCGAGUAGGAUGGCUAGGUGUUUUGGUUUUUACCGGUAUGUUUCCAGGUUGGCCUUAUGAGGUCCAAGCCGAACAUUGAAGCUGAAGUCAGGCGAAGCCCAAAGAACCAAAGCAGCUACACUGGUGCCUUUCAUGUUCAACUGCAGACUGUCUACGGAUUGGUCCAGAGGCAGCAGCAGCAGCAGCAGCAAUGACAGUGACAUACUCUCGAAGAGUUGCUGAUGCAGGUUUGGGGACAUUUUUCCACCUGCUCCUGCGAUGGAAAGGCAGCAUCUAUAAACUGCUGUACAGAGAGCUCAUCAUCUUCUCUGUGCUCUACUGCUUCUUCAGCGUGGUUUACAGGUUUCUGUUAAGCAGCGAGCAGAAGAGGCUGUUUGAGAAGCUGUCGAUAUACUGUGACCGCUAUGCAGAACUCAUCCCUGUGUCGUUUGUGCUGGGCUUCUACGUGACUCUGGUUGUCUCCCGUUGGUGGGGCCAAUUUGAGAACUUGCCCUGGCCGGACCGUUUGGCAGCACUAGUAGGAGGCCAUGUCCGUGGGACCGACGAGACCGCCAGGCUGACCCGAAGAACCCUGAUGCGCUACGUCAACCUCUCAGGAGUUCUGAUCUACCGCUCUGUUAGUACUGCUGUCUACAAGAGGUUUCCAACCACUGAGCAUUUGAUGCAAGCAGGUUUGAUGACCUCAGAGGAACUGAGACACCUGGAAGAUCUACCGUCCCCCCAUAACAAGUUCUGGGUGCCUUGCACAUGGUUCGUCAACUUGGCUCUGAGAGCACGGACUGAGGGGCGCAUCAACAAUGACGUGGCCCUUACCGCCAUUCUCACCGAGCUUAACAGUCUGAGGGCGAAGUGCAUGAAGUUGUACGGUUACGACUGGAUUAGCCUCCCUCUCGUCUACACCCAGGUGGCAACAAUUGCAGUCUACAGCUUCUUCCUGGCUUGUCUGAUUGGCCGACAGUUCUUGGAUCCGGCUCAGGGAUAUCCGGGUCAUGAUGUGGAUUUCUACCUGCCAGUUUUUACUCUUCUGCAGUUUUUUUUCUAUGUUGGCUGGCUGAAGGUGGCUGAACAACUCAUUAAUCCUUUUGGUGAAGACGAUGAUGACUUUGAAACAAACUGGCUUGUUGACCGAAACCUGCAGGUCUCUCUGUUGUCCGUGGAUGAGAUGUACGACAACCUGCCACUGGUUGAGAGGGACAUGUACUGGAAUGACUCGGAGCCCCAGCCUCCCUACACUCCGGCCAGUGCUGAACAUCGUAAACCCUCCUUCAUGGGCUCAGCGCUGGAUAUCAGUGUUCCCAAGGACGAGAUGGAGUUUCAGUCAAACCUGGAGCAGAUCAAAGAAAAUGAAGAAGCCAACUACACCACCCCACUACUUGGAGGGUUAGGUCGUCUUUUGGGCGUCCAGUCCCCAAACUUUCCUCGCUCGUCCCGGGUCCCUCUGCUGCGCCGCCGUCCUGGAGCACCGCUGAGCCGGUUCCCUCUUUACUUGCACCCGGAAGCGCCAUCGACCCCUAAUCAAGGCCGCCACCCUUUGAACCAGGAGCGGGAUCCAGACUACGCCUUCUCCACUGUGCCCAUGUAUGACAGACCGGGAUUUUACAGCUGCCCCCAAACACCCAUUCACUGUGUGCCCCCUGCAGCGCCUCGCCCUCGGCAUGCCCGGCGCACCCAAAACGAGUGGGAUCGCAGCUGCAGCUCAAUGGCCCCUCCGGCGGUGGGCUCCCAGUUACUGGCUCCUGACACGCCCAGCCAUCUCCCACCGCCACCAUCUUCUGCACUGCCCUGGAUGAGUGGGGAGGGGGAUUCGCACAGUGGCCCAGCGUUCUCCUUCCCCGACCCAGCACCGGAACUCUGUCCAAUAUCCAAACUCCGACCAGGACACGGCCUCCUGUCCCGGCGCCCUCAUCCCCCUCGCCUCACUUUAGAAACACUCCCAACCGCCGACAGCCAGCCAGGACCCCCAAGUGCUCGGGCUACAGGAGACGGAGGUGAAAGGGCGUUCUCAUUCACUCCCCCCUCUCACGCAGCGGUACCAAAUCCUGGUAAUCCCGGCAGCAGCUCCGGCAGCAUUAAUGCAACAAGCACCAACAGCGCUGGCACAACAGGAAGUCUUUGCAAUGGAACAAGCCACAGUGGUUUUAGUAACCAUGGGAACUUCACAUCAAACCCGCGGACGAGCAGCGGGGGCACCAAUGGCGGGCCGAGCACCAACAUGAACACAGCUCCUGCGUCUGCGCCAUCACAAGAAGUGAGUCAGCAAAACUCAGCCAAUGAUUCGGGAAUCUCAUUGGCUGAGGGGGACCUGCUGGGAGUUCUGGUGGACGGUGGGAUGAAUAAGGAAGAGAAAGGGAGCAGGACUGAGGAAAAGACUAACUAAUUUGACGUCAUUAUAUAUUAAAUUCUGGAAAUGUGCUCAAUCAAUGAAUCUGGACUGAAAUAUACACUGCUCAAAAAAAAAUCAAAGGAUCACUUUUUUAUAAUAUCAAGUUAGUUAAUCUUCUGUGAUAUUGAUCUGGUCAGUUCUGUACAAGAGGAUGUUGUGAAUCAGUGUCGGCUGUUUUAGUGAUGAUGAAAUUUACAACAGUUUUUCAGUAGUUUUGCAUUUGACCAGGGUCAAUGUCACGACUGGUAGCAUGAGGCUUUACCUGGACCCUACAGAGGUUGCACAGGCAGUCCAACUUCAACUUCAACACAUGCCAUUGCCAGAAAAUUUGCUGUGUCUCCCUCAAGAGCAUGAAGGAGACUCCAGGAGGCAGUAGUUACUCAAGGAGAGCUGGACAGGGUUAUUAGAGGUCCUGAACCUAACAGCAUGAUCGGUAUGUUCUCCUUUGUGCAAGGAGGAGCAGGAUGAGUACUGCCAGAGCCCUACAAAGCCAGCCAUCAGGCCUCUGGUGUGAAUGUCUCUGACCCAACCAUUAGAAAGACCUGAGCUCACUGCCUAGCACCAUGAAGUGUUAUUAGCCC
Fundulus heteroclitus (mummichog) is the source of this 3202-nucleotide messenger RNA. It is a transcript of the gene best1, whose product is annotated as bestrophin 1. Bases 429 to 2615 code for a protein of 728 amino acids. Gene Ontology annotation, molecular function: chloride channel activity. The transcript is spliced from 10 exons. The record is from RefSeq and is a predicted model, not a curated record. NCBI's taxonomy places the organism in Eukaryota, Metazoa, Chordata, Actinopteri, Cyprinodontiformes, Fundulidae.